AUGGAGGGGACACCGACGCAGCAUGCAGAGGAGAGGAGGCGCGGGAAGGCAGCGCCGAGGGGCAGCAAGUGCCGCGCGGGAACGAGGGGCUCGCUCGCUCGCACGCCCGUGGAUGACCGGCGACGGACGACAGGGGGCGCGGUGGCUGUUGCACUGGGAGGGGCAGCGUGGAGGGCGAAGGAGAGGGGGCGCGCGGGUGCUGUGGAGCAGCAGGAACAGCGCGACACAGGGGGCUUGCGCGCGGAGGUGGGGGCUGCGCGGACACCGGCGAGGCGCUGCGGCUGUGGCGAGUCGCCGUGGAGCAGCAGCGUGCGGAGGAGGCGUGGGGCUACGGUGGCUCCGGCGGUGGCGUUCCUGGGCUUUCAAGGCAUGGUAAUGGCGUCCACCUGCGCAUGCUUUAAGGCAGACGACCCCUGGACGAAGCGAGGCAGAGCCACGGGAGGGACAGCAGGCGACCAGACAGGCAGCAAACACCACACUCUUGUCCAAGGAUGGCCGCGACGGCACAUGCAGCAGCAGACAGCGACAAGGGCAGCAGCGCGAGCCGAACACGGCAACGUGCGCUACAGCGGCAACAUUGAUAGCGGCACGGCGCUACAUUGUUGGCAAACGAUAGGUGGGGCCGUCGUCACAAACCAUAUCGCAGCUGGCCGCUAUAGAACGUGCAGUCACCAUCCGUGCAAGCUUGUGAAAAGUCACCCCGGAGCAGGCCGCUGA
This is a messenger RNA of Miscanthus lutarioriparius, 717 nucleotides long. The record is from the annotation of a GenBank genome assembly. NCBI's taxonomy places the organism in Eukaryota, Viridiplantae, Streptophyta, Magnoliopsida, Poales, Poaceae.